AUGUCUUCAUAUUCGGCUUCUACUGCUACUCGCCGUGGCUCUGUUGUUCCUCCACUUGUAGGAAUCGAAAGACCUUUGGUCCAACCUUUGCCUGAAGAAUGUGAUGUCCUCAUCUCAGGAACUGGUCUUGUCGAGUCCAUGCUUGCCUCUGCACUUGCCUGGCAAGGUUCUCGUGUCAUUCACAUUGAUCCCAACCCUUCAUACGGUGACGCUUAUUCCAUCUUCAACAUUGAGGACCUCAAGUCUUGGGUACAACACGUCAAUACAUCAAGAGAUUCAAUUUAUUCUAGUGCCAUGCUCUACAUCCCCCAGCCACUUGAGAGUCGUCGCUACUUCAUCGACCUGACACCUAAAAUCCUCUUUGCUAAAUCAGACGUCCUUCCUAUCCUCAUCAAGUCUCGUGUCAACCGUUACCUCGAAUUUAAGCCCCUCUCUUCCUUCCACACUUUUGAAAAUGAUUCCUUUGACCGUGUUCCAGGCACUCGUGAAGACAUUUUCACCGACCAGAGUCUUUCUCUAAUGACAAAGCGUAACCUCAUGCGCUUUAUGAAGUUUGUUCUCAACUACGAUGACUCCCAAACAGAUGCAAGGGAAAAAAAUACCCCCAUUUGGCUCCCAUAUGCAAACAAACCUGUCGUCUCCUUUAUCCGUGACAAAUUCAAACUCGAGCAUCAACAAAUAACAGAGCUCGUCUUCUCCAUUGGCCUAGCUACCUCUCCAGACAUUUCUACAAUUAAUGCCCUUGCUCGCAUGAAGCGUUACCUUGUCUCACUCGGUGUCUUUGGACCUUUCCCCUCUCUCUACUCAACCUAUGGCAGUGCAGGUGAACUCGUCCAAGCCUUUUCGCGGUCAGCUGCUGUUGCUGGUGCCACCUAUAAGCUCAACACUUCUGUCGUCUCAUACAAGGAAUCAACCAAAAACGAUGACAAUACCUCCGAAGCUCUCGUCACUCUCUCAGACGGUUCCAAAAUCAAGGUCAAGGAACACACUAUUCUCUCACCCAACUCUCUCAUGAAGCUGGCUGUUUCACUCGACCCUUCAGUUUCGCUCGAUGACCAGUCAUUGGAAAUUAAUAAGCGCGAUGUCAAGCCUACAAUACCCACAACUACAAGCGGCAUUGGAAAUAGCUUAUUACAGCACCAGCAACAACAAAUACCCAAAUUCCCCUCUACCCCUACAUCUAAAUCUACUACAUCCACAUCUUCAUCGUCCUCUGCUGGCCGUUCAGAGCUCACCCGUAUAGUCGCCAUUGUCGCUAAGGACUGCAAGGAAUGGUUCUCGGAAAACGAGCAGGCUGCCAUUGUUGUGUUCCCUCCUAAAACGCUGCCUUCUGAAAACAGGUUUGCCGUGCAGGCUAUUGUCAUGGGCAGCGGCACAGGACAAUGUCCUAGGGGCCAGGCUAUUUGGUACCUUUCGUCAACAGACCCCAUCACGUCGCGCGCACGUGUUGACCUUGAAGAGGCUCUAAAGAAGCUUGAGUCCAGUAUCCUGCGCGAAUCUACAAAGGACUUUGAAUUCUCUGACAUUGCUGAAGGUGACGUUUCUGUGCGUCCAGAUGGUAUCCCUGUUCUUUCUUCCAUCAAGCUUGGCCAAUCUCUCCAGAACUUUGUCCCUAAGGAACGUCUUCAAUACUUGCUUAAGUUGUGCUAUUCACAACGUCUCACAACCCCACCAAACGAGUAUGUGGCUGCUGUUGAAAAGGCAUGGGGUACCCCAAUGGAUCUGACCAAGCCCAGCAACCGUAUUGGGUCUAACAAGAAUUUAACUGGACAAAAUGAAGAACAAGAAGAUUCUGGGGAAAACUCUAAGGUGACUGUUGCUCCAUGCCCGCUUGCGGAGAUUUCUUAUGACGGUGUUGUAGAUCAGACGUUGCAAAUUUACGAGAAGAUUGUGGGUUCUGACGAUGACUUUUUCGAUCUUGAUUUCGAAGAUGAUGAUGAGUUGCCACCCCAAACUCACCAAGAUAGAGGUGUUACCGGUGGUUCUGAUGCUUCAGGAUCUACAGCUGGUGCCUUGGUCGGAUCUACAAUUACUGCAACUUCUACUGGUCCAGGAAUUCCUUCAGGUUCUGCAUCAUCUGCGGCCACCAUUGCUGCUGUCGCUGCCGCAGCCAAUUCUUCAGCCAUUGUUGAUGAUGACGAUGACGAUGAUGUGGAUAUGGAUGAUGAUGACGGUCAUGUUCCGGAUUUUGGCGAUGACAUGGAGCUGUAA
Magnusiomyces paraingens is the source of this 2211-nucleotide messenger RNA. RefSeq lists its product as uncharacterized. Lineage: Eukaryota; Fungi; Ascomycota; Dipodascomycetes; Dipodascales; Dipodascaceae. The coding region runs from base 1 to 2211 and encodes 736 amino acids. The transcript is spliced from 2 exons. Gene Ontology annotation, cellular component: nucleus; Rab-protein geranylgeranyltransferase complex; cytoplasm. The record is from RefSeq and is a predicted model, not a curated record. Gene Ontology annotation, molecular function: GDP-dissociation inhibitor activity. Gene Ontology annotation, biological process: protein geranylgeranylation; vesicle-mediated transport; small GTPase-mediated signal transduction.